Pectinophora gossypiella (pink bollworm) is the source of this 1047-nucleotide messenger RNA. RefSeq lists its product as uncharacterized. NCBI's taxonomy places the organism in Eukaryota, Metazoa, Arthropoda, Insecta, Lepidoptera, Gelechiidae. The coding region runs from base 1 to 1047 and encodes 348 amino acids. The transcript is spliced from 3 exons. The record is from RefSeq and is a predicted model, not a curated record.
AUGGGAAAACUGAGUGAAGCCGAAAAAAAAGAAAAGAAAAGGAUUGCGGAGAGAAGGAGAAGGGAGAGAAUAAAAAAUGAUCCUAUAUUAUAUGAGAGACAUAAACAAAGAGACCGGGAAAGAUAUGCCAAAAGAAAGGCUGAGGGUAAAGUAAAGAAAAUGAGUGAAAGAACACGUCGUGAACAAAAAGCUUUGAGAAAGUAUUUUAGAGAACAUUCGAAGAAAAGUUACGAGAAGAAGAAACAAAAAAAUAAAGUACUGGAAGAAAAACCCAUAUCAUUGCCUUUUGAUUCUGGAGCUUUGAACGAUCACGAUCCUUUAAGUACAUCUCAGACUCUUGGUAUGAAGUCUCCAAUAAAUAUAAUAAGUGUUACAGAGCCUCAGUCUCCGAUAAAUACCUUUGCUGACUCUUCAGUUCCUGUUUCUCCCGCUACUUCAGAAAGUUCAAGUAAAGAAGAAUCUGCUGGAUUGAUGAAGAGUUCUACAAAGUUGCCAGUGGAUAUUAAAGAAGCGGUAGUAAAAUUUUACGAAGACGAUGAAAAUAGCCGUAUGUGUCCCGGAAAAAGAGACUACAGGGUUCGAAAUAAAAUACGAAAACAAAAAAGAUAUGCCACAGAAUCAUUGCGUGAUCUACAUAAGAAAUUCCAAGCUCAACAUCCAGAAAUAAAAAUCAGCUACUCAUUGUUUUGCAGAUUGCGACCUUUUUGGGUGAUAAUUCCGAAUGUGCUGGCUCGAGAGACUUGCUCAUGUCAAACUCAUGAAAACUUCAAUUUUGUUGUCUCAGCUCUCUACAAACACAAAAUUAUCUCCGAGAGUUCUCCAAAUCAAAUUCUUGAAAAAAAUUGUUGUGAUCCCAGAUAUGUAUCUUGUCUAACUCGGGUGUGCUUAGAGUGCAACAAUAAAAGGGUGACGUACUUAGAAUUUGACAACAGUGCAGAAAUUGACUACAAGGCUUGGGAAAAACAAAAAAAGGCCUACUUUAAAAAUGGCGAAGGAAGAAUAACAUUGCAAACAAUCAAAGCGAAUGUCUUAGGCACGACGCUGUAG